This is a messenger RNA of Saccostrea cuccullata (small rock oyster), 5596 nucleotides long. Its product is annotated as neural-cadherin-like. Gene Ontology annotation, molecular function: cadherin binding; calcium ion binding. Gene Ontology annotation, biological process: multicellular organism development; cell-cell junction assembly; calcium-dependent cell-cell adhesion. The record is from RefSeq and is a predicted model, not a curated record. The transcript is spliced from 21 exons. Gene Ontology annotation, cellular component: plasma membrane; catenin complex; adherens junction. NCBI's taxonomy places the organism in Eukaryota, Metazoa, Mollusca, Bivalvia, Ostreida, Ostreidae. The coding region runs from base 262 to 5277 and encodes 1671 amino acids.
AGAUAACGCAACUACCUUGUUUAAACAGGUAACUGAUAACACAUAAUGCAUUCCAUAGGCCACAGUCAUGGCUAAACAAGGAUACGAUUAAUGUUAUCGGAAAUACUUUUAUCACGUUUAGAAAAUUCAUUCUAAAAAAGAAAAUAGUUUAAAAUUAUGUGAUGGCUUUAUUUCUUCAACUUCAACUUAUUUUAAACUACUGACAUUUUGUUGGAUAUUUAAGAAUCAGUGAUUCAAGGAGAAAACAAAAGAACAAACAAAAUGGCGGCCUUUAUGAGGCUUGCCUUGGGUGUACUCCUGUGUACUCAGGAUAUUCUGAUGACAGACAUCAUCGAACUGAAAAUAUCGACUAAAGCAAGAAGAGGAGAUAUGGUUACAAAGUGUGGCUGUUCUAACCAGGAAUGCUUUAUCAAACCAUCCGCAAACUCAGAAAAGGCGUUCGAGAUUUCAAAGUCAGGAAAUAUUAUUUUGAGCAAAGAUGCCAAAUUUUUGACAGGAUUAAGUUAUCCCGUGUCAAUUCUCACAAAAGACAAUUGUUACGACAAUAUGCAAGAGGAACAAACCUAUGUUUUCCAUAUUGUUGACUCCACAUAUUCAGUUUCUAAUCCCUUACUCCACAGCUCAAUUAUGCUUGGAUUCCCAACUUUUUUGGGAACUCUUUCAAGUUUUUCUCUUUCUCCAAGCAGUGAAGAUCAAUCCCAGUCAUUUCAGUUGUUAGGACCACUGUCUGAACAUUUCAAAAUAGAAAUUAGAAGGAAUGAAGUGUAUUUAGUCAAAGAACAAAGCUUUUUAAGCGAAGAGAGUUCUAAAACAUUCCUGUUUGUUUUAGAAAUGAAGGACGAUAACCACAGCCAUUAUUAUGACCUAGAAGUUUAUAUAGGAGAUGAGUUAGAAGACUCAGACAAUUUCCGGGUAGUACAGCUUCAACAAGAAUCUCAUGUUGUCGUCAAACGGCAAACCCCAACAUCCAUAUCAAAGAGUUUCUCAGUGUAUGAAAACACAACAGGCACCCUGUUCAAUGUCUUAGAUAGCCAGCCCCCCAACGGUGGCUCGUCUUUUGAAAUAAAGGGGGCAACGCCACAAAACAUAUUCCAAAUUGAUACAGAAGGGAACGUUACAUUGGGUGAUGGGUUUUCUUUGGAUUACGACAGGGGACAUAAGUCUUUCAAUAUCAGCAUCGAGGUCAAAGGAGCCCAAGGAGGUCAAGUCAGUAACUAUUUGGUUAACCUGGAGGUCUUGGACAGCAAUGACGAGAGCCCCGCCUUACUCAACCAGCCCCGCCCUUUCCUGUCCACGGUCCGAAGUAGCACACCUAUAGGGACCGUGGUCUAUUCGCUCAAUGCCUCAGACCAAGACACGGGGAGCGACCUACGCUUCUACAUCAAUGGUUCUGUUGGUUUUGCUGUUGAUGAGAAUACAGGAAACAUUACCACAACAAGGCUCUUCAAUGGCCCCGACGACACAAACGGCACCGAAUACGUCAUCAAUGCUUAUGUGUCAGACAUAGCUGCCCCGAUCCUGCAGACGACAGUCGCCAUGGUAACAAUAAGGCUUGGUAUGCGAAGACCUCAGUUUUUCUCCCAGUCUUAUACAGCAAACAUUAGAGAUGAUAAUGAAAUAAACCAAAUCUUUCAAAUUUUGGAUGAAAAUGGCGAAUCUUCCCCAGUAAAGAGUUUGAAUUUCCAAGCAGACCUGAAUGGUAAAACGACCUAUUCCGUGUAUAGCGGUGUAACGACCAUCUCCGAUAAAUUCGCCAUCUCAGAUGAUGGACAGCUCAAAGUUCUGAAGAAGUUACUGUUAGGUGCCGACCCUCCAGUAUACACCCUCUUCAUUCAGGCACAGGACUCCGUGUCAGGGUUUUCAACAAAAGUCAAUCUGACGGUUAAUUUACUGAAGAAUUAUAAACCAAUGCUGACAUUGCCGGUGUAUACUGCCACAGUUCCAGAAAAUUUGAAAAUCAACGACACCAUUCUCACAGUGGAGACUAUUGCUACUGAAAACGCACAACAAUUUAACUACAGCGUGGACUCACCAGUGUUUUGGGUACAAAACCUGAAUGGCAAAGGCAUCAUCAGAGUGAAUAGACUUCUCGAUUAUGAGGCAGUUGGUGACGCUUUCUAUCAGGAUCACUCCUACACCUUCCACGUUACUGUAGAUGGGUACAACAUGACGUCAUUAGUUAUUGUGUACCUACAGAACGUUAAUGAUGAGGUGCCCGUUUUCACCAGUAGCACAGAAAGCACAAUACAAGACACAAUCGACUACGGACGUAUCGUGAUGAAUGUCAAGGCCAUCGACAAGGACGGGGAUGGAGUCACCUACCGUUUUCUAGAGUCCAGUUCAGUAUUUGCCAUUGACCGGAAUUCUGGACAAAUCACCAUAACAAGACCUGGAAGUCAAAUUCCUGAUGACGUAGACUCCUAUAAGCUAACUGUAAUUGCUAAGGAUGAUGGUAGUUGUUGCACAGGCGGCACAGACACAAUUCACUCGGAAACGCAAGAAAUCACCAUAAACAUUGUAGACAGUAAAAACUACAGGCCCCAAUUUGUAGAAUGUAGUUCAUAUUACAAUGCAUCCAUAUUAGAGGAAGAACCAGUGGGCACAUACGUCCUAACGGUAUCUGCAACUGACAUAAACAAAGGAGAAAACGGUGUCGUGGACUACACUAUUCUUAGCUUUAGGAACGACUUAACUCAAGAUUUUACCAUUCAGACAGUCAAUAAAACAGGGGUGGUUCGAAGUAACGUAAAGUUUGACCGUGAGACUUUGAAUGACAUUUUAAAGGUGACAGUCAUUGCCACUGAUCACGGGCAACCUCCUCUCAGCAGCGAGUGUUCCUUCAUAGUUAACGUGGUAGACAUAAAUGACAAUUCUCCUGUGUUUCUCUCAGGAGAAAACGUAGACGGCUGCAGCAAUAAACGUGAUGAAGGCGUCGUAUCACGUGACUCCUCAAGAGGCAGUGAGGCGAUGAAUAUAAGAGCGUUCGAUGUGGAUUCCGGAGAAAAUGCUCAGAUAGAUUACUCUAUUCUGGACAGUCCUGGACACUACUUCGAUAUUACAUCUAAUACAGGGAUGAUCUUUGUAAACCAAAGUCUAUCUGACGCACCUGAGAGAGUUACAUUACACGUGCUGGCAUCAGAUAAGGGAGACCCACCAAACAAUUCUACAGCGUAUGUAGAUAUAGUUAUAAGAAACUCAACGGUGACGAAGCUCUGGCCUUCGGACAAAAACAAUCCAAAUUCAUUUAUCAACGACAAUACUAGAACAGACGCUCUGAUUACCUCUGUUUCAUUUACGAAUCAACUAACGGGUGUAAAACUUAUUGUGAAAUGCCAGUCUUCCGAUCAAGCCAACAAAUUCAAAGUUGAAUUAUCGUCCAAUAACAGGGAUAUCUUCCUGUAUGCUGCAGGUGAUUUUGAUAACGAAAAGGAUACCAAAGUAGCACAGAUAAGAGUAUAUACGGGACAGGGAGAUACCCAGUAUUAUGAAGAUUCGUAUUUCUUAUUCUCCAUCAACGACACAAACAACAAAAAACCACAGUUUGUCAACAGAGAGAACCCGCUAAUCGGCAAAAUCGAGUUUUCUGUUCAGGAAGAACAACCGAUAGGAGAGGAGGUCGGGAUACUGCUGGCCCACGACGAAGAUAGGACACCACCCUUCAACAAGGUGACAUAUAACACAAAAUUCAACGACAGCAGUUUUAAGGUGGAUGACGUCAACGGUGUGAUUACUACCUUAAUCAGGUUUGAUCGGGAAGAGCUGACGUCAUCGACUCCAGAUUUACUGGUGGUGGCCAUGGACGGGUACCCCUCUUCCAUACCUGGGCGAACUGGUCCCAAUACAGGGUCGGCAGUGGUACAAAUCACUAUCGAGGACAUUAAUGAUAAUCCACCUUACUUUGCCAACAACUCCUAUUUCUUCACGGUUCCUGAAAACGCUCCCAUAUCACACUCCGUGGGAAGCAUCAAAGCCCUGGAUAAAGACGAUGAGAAAACAUCGAGGUACACAAAGUAUUCUUUGGGAGACUCCAGGUAUUUCGGGGUGGAUGAGAAUACAGGAAAAAUCUUUGUGGCGGGAAUACUAUUUGGACAAGCGAAUACGAAUAUUUCAAUGAGAUUCACCGCAGAUGACGGGAAAUUCUCUGCGUCCGUCGAUGUGUAUAUUGGCGUAUUGAAAACAUACAACAGACGACCAGAAUUCAAUGGAAACUAUAACAUCAAAAGCAUAGUGGCCAACAGAAACUAUAACGAGUCCUUAUUUCAAGUUAAAGCAAAUGACCCAGACUGUGGAAAUCCCUGUACUCUGAGAUAUGAAAUCAUGGCGUCCGAUCCCGUCAUUCUUCGAAUCUUUAAAAUUGAUCACGUGACAGGAGAAGUGUCUCUUUUGGCGCCACUAGAACCAAGACCAUACGUCUUCAGUGUAAAAGUAACAGACAGUUCAUCAAGCAGGAGAAAGAAGCGUUCUCUAGCUGCCAAAGACGCCUACACAACAGUUACAAUCAACCCAGCUGUUUGCAAUGUACACCAAGAAGCUGAUCAGAAUGGUAGGUGCCAAUGCAUUGACUACUGUAAAAACAGCGCCCCCUGUUAUAACGGGGGCACCUGUCAACUGAACUGCAGCUUGGGGUCGGAGCACGGAUACUACUGCCAGUGCCCCCCUGGGUUCAGUAACUGGGACUGUAGCGGGGUCGUGACGGUGACCUCUGCCACUAUAACAGAAGACAAGGACGACAAUACCUGGCUGAUUGUACUUCUAGUUUGUCUUGCUGUUCUGUUAGUCGUGGUUAUACUUGUGGUGGCGUUCCUGGUCAGAAGGAAGAAGAACCAGGACCGGGAUAAGAGUAUGCUGGCCUAUGAUAACGAGGAUUUUGACAUCCGAGAAGACGUGGUGGAUUAUGAUGAGGAUGGGGCGGGUGAAGAUGACUAUGCUGGAUACGACAUUACCAUGAUCAGGAAAGCUGUAACAGUGAGGGAGGAAAAUAUACCAAAACCAAAGACAAUGGCCGACAGACCCCUCACCUCAGCAGCACCCAGGAAUGGUCACUUACGGGAAUUCAUCGGUGAUCGUCUGGAGGAUGCUGAGGGUGACAGCGGUGCCCCGCCCUACGAUACGCUACACGAGUUUAUGUACGAGGGGGAGGGAAGCCUGGCGGGGUCCCUCAGCUCCAUCAACACAUCCUCCAGUGGAGGGGACCAGGACUACGAAUAUCUACACGAAUGGGGGCCAAAGUUUGCCAAGCUUGCUGAUAUGUACAACACAUAUGAAGACUCUGACUGACACCAAUCAAAGAAAUAUACCUGCAUUUAUCUCCAGUCAUCAAUCAUUGAGUCAUUUGUUACCACUAAUUCAUGUGUAUAUUUUCAUAUUUAAUUUUUUUUACGUAAUCAUUAUGAUAGAAGAAACUUCCAUAUUGAUUUUAGGAUAACAGUGCUGAAUUUUGUGCCAUAAUGAUAUAUUUUGUGUGUGACCUACUUUCUGCAUGACCGUAAUGAAGUGUAAAUAAGGUGCUGACGAGAAUAAUUUAUAGAUUUUUUUCAAUAAAAAUUGAUCUCACAAUGUUGUUUCGUUUUUUUUUAGGCAAGAUGUUUUAGCAUGU